This is a messenger RNA of Zophobas morio, 926 nucleotides long. Its product is annotated as FAD synthase-like. The coding region runs from base 116 to 874 and encodes 252 amino acids. Lineage: Eukaryota; Metazoa; Arthropoda; Insecta; Coleoptera; Tenebrionidae. The transcript has 7 exons. The record is from RefSeq and is a predicted model, not a curated record.
CGCAUGUCAACCAUGUCAAAAUCACCUGUUUAGGAAUAACAUCAAAGAAGUGAUAACAGAAUCCGUUAAUUCUACUACUGCUAAAUUGAUCAGAGCGCCAUACUACCUAAGAAGUAUGUCUAGUGGCCAACUAAAAACAGCAGGAAUUUUAGUUCUAGGUGACGAACUUCUGAGAGGGGAAGUAGUUGAUUGCAACUCACCCCAUAUCACAAAGGACUUGUACAAAUUUGGAGUCAAUGUCAGAAAGAUUUCAAUUAUAGCUGACGACGUUGAUGAAAUAUGUAAUGAAAUUAAAACGUUUUCUAAGGCGUACAAUUACGUAAUUACUUCUGGAGGCAUUGGACCAACUCACGAUGAUGUGACUUUUGAAGCUGUGGGAAAAGCUUUUGGUGUCCCGGUAGCCCUCAAUGGUCAGUUGCGGGGACUUUGUGAGCGAUUUUAUAAAACCACAGAUGUAAACCAUCCAGGGAUGAAACUAGCUAUGGUCCCAGAAACAGCGAAACUAACGUUCACAAGUGAGUUUGCCUACCCUGUUGUUUCGGUUGAAAAUGUGUACAUGUUUCCCGGAAUUCCCGAGCUUUUCCUCAAGUCUUUUAAAAGUGUUGGUGCUCAGUUGUUUAAAGGGGGUAAUGUAACGUUUUAUAGUAAAGUAAUUUAUGUUACUUUGACGGAGGACAAAAUUGCUGAUGAAUUGGGGAGAUUAGCUGGCACUUUUCCGGACGUGCAUGUGGGAUCAUACCCCCAACUGUUCCAUGCGUUAUAUAAAGUGAAAAUUACCUUGGAGUCGACAAGUGAAAAGUCCGUGAACGAAGCAUAUGAGAAGUUACUUUCAAAGUUUCCCAAGGAGUCUGUUAUUGAUGUAGAUAAUGCGUAAUACGAUAGUUGAUAAUUUUGUUCAUUAAUUAAAAAUAAACGACGUUAACAAU